CAGAGACAGGCAGGGCAUCGAAACUGAUUUCAGAUCGGUGUGUGUUUGACAGAGAGGGGUCUGGGGUCUCUGCUUGAGCAGCUCUGAGAACAGAUAUGAACGCUGCGCAUGCGCGCGUUUACAGAUGCGGACCAUUGUAACAUCAAUACAGAAACUAAACUUAUGGAGGAGUCCGAGACGAGGAAGUCUGUAAGAUGGAAAGAGACGAGCAGAAUAACUCAGACCGAAGAGGACAUCAUUACGUCUUACCUAACAGCCUCCGAUGAGAAUCAGAACAAACUGCAGGAGGCAGAGGUUAUGGACUUGCAAGCGGUUAAACUCGACUCAGAGAACAGGAACCCAGAGGAGAGCUCUCCAACAAACAUCAAGAGCCAUAGCUGCUCUUUAGAUCAUGGUCGUCUCUCUGGGAUUGUGCCACCUGGGCCUAGUCCUUCUCUUCUGGCUUCACUGCAGUCCCUUGUUGAACACAAUGAUCACAUGCUCCUCCCUCAUUCCUUACACCAGAUAGCGGAGGGCUACUUCCUUGAAAAGGACUAUCAGUGGGCAGUGGAGUUUCUUCAUCUGGAGAAGCUUUAUCAUGAAAGACUGCUGUCUAAUCUGGCCUCCAUACAAGAUAAAUGGGAGUCCCAGAGGACAAUCAGCGUGCAAACUGAAAGUAACUCUCCUUUAAACUCGAAUGGAACUGACAGAGAGAGAGAGCAUAUGGAACUGUUGAGUCAUAUCUGCAAAACACACCAGAGACCUAACCUCUCUUUGGAAAAGAACAUGGACGACAUAAAACUACACAACUGCCCAAGCCUCGUGUCAAAACACAGAAGAUCAAAACAAGAACAAGCUUCAGUGAACUCAACCGAGAGAGAGAACCGGGCGGAGGACUGCUCAUGGCCAGAAGCUGAACAGGAGCCAGAAGAGGACUGUGAAUUGAAUGAGGAGGAGGAGGAGGAGGAGGAAGAAGAGGAUGAGGAAGGUCUUGAGGAGGAUGAGUGCUGGAAUGACGAGCUGCAGGAUGACACAGUCGUUGACGGCCAAGUUCCUGCGGAUGAGCUGGCCAGCCUUAUUCAGGUAGAAGAGAGGUUUCCCUCAGACGGCUUAGUGUCUAUUUUAAAGAAGAGAGUCUGCGCCAGGGAAACAGAGAAAGCCUCGCUGCUAAAAGACUCAAUCAAACGCAGAGUCCGCUUUAGAGAGCCAGGCGAUGCUUUCGAUCAAGACGAGUCGGCCCGAAACUCUUGCCUCAUCCUUCUCGUCUUGUGUCUGGUUACUGUGGUGAUUAGCAUGGGUGGGACUGCUCUUUAUUGUCUCGUUGGAGGGGCGUACUCAAACGUGUGUGCUGACUUCUCGCAAAACGUGGACUUUUACUUUGGACCUGUACGACGAGGAAUGGACGCUCUCGCACAGUGGCUCUCUUCUGAUGCAUCAUAGCAGCUAUUUUAUGCAGUGGAACUAUUUCUUCAUAUUAUCAUUUCCAAUGAUUAACAACAGUAUUCCUCUUGAGAUAAUAUGCACUAAUGCACAUUACCAGACGGGCCUUAAUAAAUGUUGCUUUAGUGAGUCACACAGGGCUUCCUAAUGCAUAAAUACAUUUGUAUAAUGUAUUUAAUAUUGGUACAAAAACAGGUUAUUACAGAUAAUCCUUAUAUAACACUUAUUAUAGAUAAUCUUAAUAUACUGUACCACUGCCAUUCUUUGAAUCAGUAACUAUACAUGCAUUGAAAUAACUGCCUAUGCAGCCAGCGAUAUUGUUUUUUGUACAUUUUAGUACUCCAAGACACUAUAUUCCAUGCUUAUCUUUGUAUUUAUGCUUUUAUUUUGACUUGGCACUUUUCAUUGGUGCUAUAAUCACUGAAAUUCAUACAGUAUGAACAAAAAUAAGCAUAAAUGGAUGUAUGUUGAAGGAAUAGUUCACUCAAAAAUGAAAAUUGGCUCAUAAUUUACUUAGCUUAAGGC
Messenger RNA from Sinocyclocheilus rhinocerous, 1944 nucleotides. Its product is annotated as consortin-like. Bases 109 to 1419 code for a protein of 436 amino acids. NCBI's taxonomy places the organism in Eukaryota, Metazoa, Chordata, Actinopteri, Cypriniformes, Cyprinidae. The record is from RefSeq and is a predicted model, not a curated record. The transcript is spliced from 10 exons. Gene Ontology annotation, cellular component: trans-Golgi network; transport vesicle; plasma membrane. Gene Ontology annotation, molecular function: connexin binding. Gene Ontology annotation, biological process: positive regulation of Golgi to plasma membrane protein transport.